Molecule: messenger RNA, 1394 nt
Organism: Xyrichtys novacula (pearly razorfish)
Lineage: Eukaryota; Metazoa; Chordata; Actinopteri; Labriformes; Labridae
Source: the annotation of a GenBank genome assembly
AUGGAACUUUGUGAUUCUGGAGGUAGGGGUACAAAAAAAUGGCUUUUUGAGAAUAAAAUCUGAAACAACAACAAAAAAACAAAAUAUAUUAUAAAUGGUUCUUUUCAUCUCUUUCCACAAUGUUAACGUGUACUUCACCAGUUGAUCAAGAAUACACCCUUUUCCUGACCUCUUUAUUACCACUAUGCUUCUGUUUCAGCACUGAAAGUAAAAAACUACAAUGGCAGUAUCUAUGCUAAGCAAGCUUAAAGAUGUGAGGAACUUAUGGCUUGUGUUGGUUCCAGCCAUAGACUGUAUGUACUAUGGACAACUUGGUUCCGCCUCCAGCCUGAAUACGGAUUUGAAGCCAAAAAGCUCUCUGUACUUCCGCGAUUUUUCUUCAUUUCCUGAAACAAGCAUUGCGCAGUAGCAUUGUACGCAUGGGCGGGAGAGUCGUCGAGAGUCACUGUGAUGACGCUCAGCUCAAAUAGCGUAUCCCCCGGGAGAGCUACGCAAUCCCUUAACACCAAUAGGCCGUAUCAGGUGUCAAUCAUAGAACCAGAAGACAUCCUGGAAACAGCUCUAAACAUCUACGAAACACCUGAGGACAACUCAGAAGCUCCAGAGAAGCUCCAAGAAGCCCCUGAAGAGAUCCAGGAGUCCACUGAGGAGAUCCAAGGAGCCCCUGUGGACUUUCAGGAGGCCACUGAGGAGAUCCAAGGAGCCUCCAGUGAGAUCCAGGUGAUCAAUGGCAAAAUCCAAGAAGACCCUGAGAAUAUUCUGCCGCUCUAUGAAGAGAUCCAGAGAACACUUAGAACGUACCAUGAGGAGCAGAUCAGGAGAGAACGUGAGAUGGAGCAUGUCUCAUUAUGGCGCAGGUUUAAGAAGUGGAUGACUCCAAGGCACAGGCGCCAGUACAAACACCAGCAACAGGGGCAGAAUCAGGUGUGAGCUGACCCCCAACAAUAAAUACUGUACCUUGACCGUUGGGUUUUCUCCGGGCCGCUCCGGUUUCCCCAAAUAUCAAAUCUUAUACAUACAAAAAAAAAAAAAAAAAAAACAGCAAGGGAAACACUCAUGUGGAUGUCACACCACCUGAAGACAACCCAAACGCACCAGAGGAGAUCCAGGAGACCACUGAAGAGAUCCAGGGAGCCCCUGAGGAGAUCCAGGAGACCACUGAUGGAAUCCAAGGAGCCCCUGAAGACAAUCCAAACGCACCUGAGGAGAUCCAGGAGUCCACUGAUGAAAUCCAAGAAGCCCCUGAGGAUAUUAGGCCAUCCCCUGAAGAGAUCCUAAUCAAGAGAGAACGUGAGAUGGAGAGUGUCUCAGCAGGGCGCAGGUUUAAGAAGUUGAUGACUCCAAGGCACAGGCGCCAGUACAAACACCAGCAACAGGGGCAGAAUCAGGUGUGA